Odocoileus virginianus texanus is the source of this 931-nucleotide messenger RNA. NCBI's taxonomy places the organism in Eukaryota, Metazoa, Chordata, Mammalia, Artiodactyla, Cervidae. The record is from RefSeq and is a predicted model, not a curated record.
AUGCUUCUGGAUGAUCCUCUCAAAGCAUCGCGGUCUGAGAACCAACUGGCCCAGCGGCCCCGCUGCCACACCAACUUCCUGGAGGCGCCGCUGUCCCGGGCCUUCCGGCAGCUGGGCUGGAAGGUGGGCUCGCAACCCUGGAUCUUCCUGCUGCUGCCCAUGGUGUUAACGGCCGUUCUCGGCACUGGCCUGAUUUACCAGCCCCAGGAUGAAGACGACGACCUCGAGGAGCAGAAGAGCACCGAGGUCAAUUAUGCCUCCAUCCUAGGGGUCUCCAACACCAAGACACUGCUGGAGCUGGAAAUCUUGGAAGAAAUUAGCAAGGUGGAAGGCGGGUUGCAGGCUUUGACUGUGACACAGGACAACGGAACCCAGAUCCACUACAGGGAGCCAAGCCGGUCAGAUCGUCUACCCGGCCAACAUCCUGGGAGGAACUGCCUUAGGCGAGAGGAUGGGGCUGAGCCCCAAAGUCAUGCGGCUGCAGCGCCACCUGAAGACAGGUGAAGGAGAGGGAAAUGAAUGUGGAAGGCGUGGAUGAUCCAUUUCCUGAGAAGCCUGGCAGCCUUGAAAAGAGUCUGGCCUUGAAGAAGAUCAAGGUCCUCUACUUUACAUCACUUUCUAGACAACUGGAAUUUGAGCAACUUCUGUGACAGUGGUCCCAUUGUUUCACUUGGCAUACCUUCUAACCAUAUUAGUUGCAAUUGCAUCAUGUUAAAGCAAAGAUUUGAAACACAGCGGACCAGUGUUACAGCUCGCUUACAGCUCAGAGUUUUAUUCAGCAAGCAAAGGAAAGUACACCCUGGAGGCAUGAGGGCAGGCUGACCCCAAAGGGGAGGCUUCAAUCCAUCUUGGCUUCCCAUUUUUAUAUGUCUCCUCCCUCCUGAGUCUGCCCUAUGUAAAUUGGGCUAGCCAGGAGGGCUGUUUGUUUCAC